This is a messenger RNA of Musca vetustissima, 1260 nucleotides long. RefSeq names its product dnaJ homolog subfamily B member 12-like. Gene Ontology annotation, biological process: cellular response to misfolded protein. The transcript has 3 exons. Gene Ontology annotation, cellular component: endoplasmic reticulum membrane. The coding region runs from base 1 to 1260 and encodes 419 amino acids. Lineage: Eukaryota; Metazoa; Arthropoda; Insecta; Diptera; Muscidae. The record is from RefSeq and is a predicted model, not a curated record. Gene Ontology annotation, molecular function: Hsp70 protein binding.
AUGAAACAAGCUGCCAAUUCUAUGGAUCACAAUGACGAAGGAGAUGGAGACAUGGGAACUGACACAAAUGGACAGCACAUGCAUGAAAGCGAAGAGUUGCAGCAAAUGAUCGACGCAGCUUUGCUUGAAAUGAAUAAUGGAAACUAUGAACAGGCCAUUAAUCUACUGGAUACGGCUAAGCACCGCUAUCCUAAUUCUAGGGCCGAGGAGCUGCAGGAUUUAAUAAUGAAAUUGAAACUCAAUACUUUAAAGAACAACAGGACUGAGAGUAAGGCAACUACGCUGCGCCAGCGUAAACAAAGCGAAUCGGACAACGCGCGUCACCCGGAGGCUGGGUCUACUCGAAUCGACUAUACAAACGAACAAUUGACUUUGGUCAAGAAAAUAAACAGUUGUCACAACUAUUAUGAUGUCUUGUCUGUGUCGCGCAGUGCUUCAGAGAGUGAAAUUAAAAAGUCAUACAAGAAAUUGGCAUUACAUCUACAUCCUGACAAAAAUCACGCCCCAGGCGCAGCAGAAGCCUUCAAAACCCUGGGAAAUGCCAUGAAUGUCCUAACCGAUGUUAGAAAACGUAAGGAAUAUGAUUUAGCUGGUGGCAAUUACAUAAGUGGUACGGGGGGUACUACAGCCUAUCACAAAUCUACUUCAUCCUCGUAUCAUCAAUUCUAUCACAACGAUAGAGACCACCAUCAUCAUCGGCAUCACGAACAAUACAGUUCUUCGGAAGCUUCGUAUCAUGCUAAUGAAGAUUUUACGGCCGAAGAAUUAUUUCACAUGUUCUUUGGGAAUUAUCCACCAUCUCAGGGUACAUACCGUCGUCGUCCGUAUCAACCGGCCAAUCAGCGCCAGCCCCAAGAACACGGCCAACAACCAAGCUUGGUCUUUGUACUGCUACUUGUCAUGAUAAUGCUGUCAAUGUUUAUGUCGCUCUUCUCAACCGAUCCCGUCUAUAGUUUAUCCCAUUCCAACAAAUUCAAUGUGCGGCGCCAAACACAGCAUUUGUCGAUACCAUACUACGUUAAGGAGAAUUUCGAGAAUGACUAUCAGGGUUCAUUGGCACGUUUAGAAAAUUCCGUUGAAGAAGAUUACGUCUACACCAUGAAACAGCAUUGUUUCCGCGAGCGAAGCUAUCGUGAGGCAAUGAUGGCACGUGCACGCAGUUUUGGCAGCCGUGCACAAUUCGCCCAGGCUCAAGGUUUAAAAAUGCCCUCAUGUGAUAAUCUCUCCAAAAUUGGCAUAACUCGUUAUUCUUUGUACUGA